Molecule: messenger RNA, 219 nt
Organism: Seminavis robusta
Lineage: Eukaryota; Bacillariophyta; Bacillariophyceae; Naviculales; Naviculaceae
Source: the annotation of a GenBank genome assembly
AUGAUGGAACUUAAUGAAUUUGUGAUUCCUCGCUCUUUGGACCUAUCCACCAUUGCCACAAUCUGCACAGAUAACGAACUGAUUCAGGGAAAAGAAAGCACGGUUUCACACCUUUCAAAUAUUUGGUUCUUCCAGGAUACACUCUACAAACUAAAAGGAAUUCAGCUGAAUGAAUGUCCAUGUACUAUUGUAGCCAGGCUCUAUUCAGUUUGCUUCUAA